AUGAGUUCCCAAUACUCCCUCUCCCUCAUCGCAGGGACGAUAGCUGUCUUCCUCUACACCCUCACGGUGCUCCACCGCAAAUGGAGGCAGCAUCGCUUCGCCCGGGAGCACAACUGCCAACCACCCCCGCGUAUCCCCUCCAAAGACCCCUUCUUCGGGCUGGAUCGCACCUAUACCACUAUCAAAAAUGUCAAGGAGCACAAAUUCCUGGAGCGCGGGCUGGCCCGUUUCAACGAACUUGGCCACACCAUGACGGCCACUCGGCUCUCUGAAACGAUCAUCCUCACCCGCGACCCCCAGAACAUCAAGACCAUCCUUUCUCUGCGCUUCAAGGACUACGGACUGGGCUCGCGGAUCCAUACUUUCGGUCCCCUGCUCGGCCAUGGCAUCUUCACCACCGACGGCGAGCACUGGGCGCAAUCGCGCGCCAUGAUCCGGCCCAACUUUGUGCGCGACCAGGUCGCCCACCUCGGCAUAUUCGAGGCGCUGAUGGCCGAUCUGAUCGAUCUGAUCCCCGGCGACGGCAGCACCGUCGACCUCCAGGACCUGUUCUUCAGCUACACCAUCGACUCGGCGACGGAGUUCCUUUUCGGGCAGAGCGUGCAGAGCCUGAAGAAGCGCCGCUCGGGCGGCCGCGACGCAGGGGUCGAGGACGACUUCGCCAGCGCGUUCAACUACGCGCAGCAUGCGAUCGCCAUGCGGAUGCGGCUGGGUGCGCUGACCAGGUUCUACCGCGACCGCAAGGCGGAGCGGUGCAAUCGCAUCUGCCACGCGCUGGUGGAGCAGUUUGUCGACAGGGCGCUCGAGGUGCGGGCCCAGGGACUUGACGAGAAGACCCUCGAGGACGGCGACGGCGAGAAGAAACAGCGGUACCUGUUCCUGCACGGCCUGGCGCAGCAGACUGGGGACCGGCGCCGCAUCCGCGAUGAGCUCAUGAAUGUGCUCCUUGCCGGUCGGGACACGACGGCCUCGCUGCUGAGUAACCUGUUCUUCAUGCUGGCCAAGCACCCGCGCAUCUGGGCCAAGCUGCGCGAGGAGGUGGCCUUUUUGAACGGUCGGCCGCCGACGUACGAGCAGCUGCGGAAUCUGACGUAUCUCAAGUAUUGCCUGAACGAAUCCCUUCGGAUGCACCCCGUCGUCCCGGGAAACGCCCGCUUCGCCAACACCGACACCGUCCUCCCCGUAGGCGGCGGACCGGACGGCCAAUCCCCCGUCUUCGUCCCCAAGGGCGCAAUCGUCACGUACAGCGUGUGGUCGAUGCACCGCCGCGAGGACUUUUAUGGCCCCGAUGCAAACGAGUUCCGUCCGGAGCGCUGGGCGGAUCUUCGGCCCGGAUGGGAGUAUCUCCCCUUCAACGGGGGCCCGCGCAUCUGCGUGGGACAGCAGUAUGCGCUUACGGAGGCAGGGUACGUGACGGUCCGGCUGGCGCAGCGGUUUGCGGUGCUGGAGAGUCGGGAUCCGGGGCCGUGGGAGGAGAGUCUGACCCUGACCUUGUGUUCGAGGAAUGGGACCCGAGUGAGUCUGAGGAAUUAG
Messenger RNA from Aspergillus thermomutatus, 1533 nucleotides. RefSeq names its product cytochrome P450. Lineage: Eukaryota; Fungi; Ascomycota; Eurotiomycetes; Eurotiales; Aspergillaceae. Bases 1 to 1533 code for a protein of 510 amino acids. The record is from RefSeq and is a predicted model, not a curated record. Gene Ontology annotation, molecular function: iron ion binding; heme binding; oxidoreductase activity, acting on paired donors, with incorporation or reduction of molecular oxygen, reduced flavin or flavoprotein as one donor, and incorporation of one atom of oxygen. The transcript has 2 exons.